This is a messenger RNA of Entrophospora sp. SA101, 1284 nucleotides long. The record is from the annotation of a GenBank genome assembly. Lineage: Eukaryota; Fungi; Glomeromycota; Glomeromycetes; Entrophosporales; Entrophosporaceae.
AUGUCUGACAAAUAUGAUACUACUUCAGUGGUUGUCGAAUUUGAAAAAAAUAAUAUACUAGAUGAAAUCUCUGAUACUAACAGUGAAAAAAAUAAAUGGAAAGCAAUGACCAAAAAAGUCAUUGUUGCCAGAAGACUGCUAACUGUUGAUAAUUUCCAUUCACCUGGACGAGAUCCUGGGAUUGAUCCAAAAAAUGUUGAUUAUGAUAUAAAUUAUCCAUGUAGCAUAUUUGUUUCAGAUUUUGGUGAAGAUGAGGUUGUUUAUUCUGGAAAAUUUUCAAAUAAGGAUUUGGAAGGAUUUUUAGAAAAAGACCGUCCAGAUAAAACAAAUGUUCGUUGGAUUAAUGUAAAUGGAAUUUCUUGGGAUGUGAUUAAAACACUUGCACUUAAAUUUGAUCUGCACCCAUUGUCAAUUGAGGAUGCUUUACAAAAUACUCGACGUACAAAACUGGAUCAAUAUCAGAACCAUAUUUAUAUCUCCCUUUUACUUCAUACUCUUAAUAAUGAAGAUGUAGAGAGUGACCCGGAAAGGGAUGAUUCAAGCAUAAUUGAGGGGAAAGAAAAUGCUAAAUCUUUUAGUUAUAAUUCACGUAAAGAUUUUUUACUGCAUGGUCAUCAAGAAGGAAGUAGAUAUUUGGAAACCCAUAAAUUACUACGAAAACUUAAAUUAAAUGUUUUCGUAGAGCAAGUAAGCAUUUUCUUGCUUAAAGAUGAAACUUUAUUAACUAUUUUUCAACACGAUGGAAAACCUGUUUAUAAACCUAUUCUUGCACGUAUUAAUCAACCAAAAACUUUAUUAAGGACUGCUCAUGAUGCAAGUUUAUUGAUGGAAGCUGUUAUUGAUACAGUUGUUGAUUUAGCCAUGCCAAUUGUUGAUUCUUAUAGACACCAAAUUGCAGAUUUAGAAGGGAAAUUGUUAAUACGACCUAAAAUGACUUAUUCACAUGAACUUCACAUGAUAUCUGGUGAGUUGGUACUUUUGAAAAGAACACUUGGACCUGUUCAAAGUCUUGUUACUUUAUUGAGAGAACAUGAAGACAAAAAAGAUUUCAUAUCAUCAUUGGCAAAAACUUAUUUUAUGGAUGUUGCUGAUCAUUGUAAUGAAAUUGUUGAUAAUUUGGAUACAAUGACAAAGAUUUCAGAGAAUUUAGUUAAUUUGACCAAUGAAAACAUGAGAAUUAUUGCUAUAAUCAGUGUUGUAUUUAUGCCAAUGACUUUUAUUGCUGGGUAUUUUGGAAUGAAUUUCCAAUUGGAUUUCGCUGCACUUUAUUAUCCAAUGAGGUAG